GUUCAAUAUAAUUUUGUGUUGGUUCCUCACAACGGAUUCCAUACUUGAAUCUGCUGAAGUUAAUUCACUCUUGGAAUGACAAGCUUGUGGCUACUUCCUACUUAAUGAGUUGAUCUAUGAGGAGAAACGUUUAGAAGUUUUAGUCCAGACGAACAUUUUCUCUUCUAUCAUUUAGUUUUUUUGUGAAAUUUAGUUUUGCGCAUUAUGUUUAUAUGAGUACUAGAUCUACAUCACGGAAAACGACAAAACCAAAGCACUUCACGCUGUUGGGGCAUUUGGAGUACAUUGGCUAACUUGCUAGCCACUAAGCUAGCCAACGUUAGCUAAGUUUGCGACGGUUUCAAGGUGGCAGACGAUCAAGACCCAGUGGAAUAAUGUUCGUCACUCGGCACUAAACUGAAGUAAAUAAGUACUUACUAAAGUUUUGUUAUCCACUAACCUGAUGAUGGAUACGGAACGUUAACAUUAACAUAUAUGGUGGAAUAACCUGCUGGCGUCUGCUUAACGUUAACUUAACUGUUUAGCUAGCUUGAAAACAGUAGCAUGCCAGUUCAAUUAUCUUUAUGUGAUUGGUUUUGUUCGCUUGAGAAGGUCGUUUGAAGUAUACCAGUUCAUAUAAUCAGGAUAUUCUCUAUCCACGUCUGUUUUAAAUGCCUAAUUCGGACGUUGUUCGUGAGGCCCGAGGACGCAGCCCAUUGGCACAGCGAAAUUCCGGGCAGGCGAGGCGAAGUAACAUUAACGUUAAUCCUGUAAGCAUUGUUACUUUAAGAAACAAACAUCGGGAGAAGAGGCGUUCAUCAUCUUCACGGCGAAAGAGGCACAAACAUGCCAAAGAAAAGCCCAUUCACACCCCAGACGAACCCAACAGCGAACGUAGAUGUUAUUUUAAAAGAGACGGGGAGCUAAGGACUUUGGUGGAGUACGACGAUGUGAGCUCUCAGUCUGAACGCUUCUCGGGGAGCCCCUCGCCCAGACACGGUGCUAGUAGAUUGGACCUUCUCAGUGAUGGCGAUUUUUUAGACGGUAGCGGCCUUACGUGCCCUGAUAGAAGGCAACGGAAAGAACCUAACCCAUUGUAUUUAAAUAGAGACCCACAAAGGCAAACUCCAACUGAAAGGCACAGACAAGAAAAUGAGCACAGACGAAAGGAUCGUCUAAACAAUGACAGAGACUCCAAAGUUCAUAUAGGAGGCAGAUUUGACAAGAGAAACAACAAGGAGAGCUCGAGGAACAGUGACCGCACUGUUCAGAAGUCGCCCCUUAGUUUGCCACAAACAUCACUGGAUAAGAGGGAAUCUAAACGACACAAAGUCAAAAGCAGGUCUGAAAAAGAUCCUCAUUCUUCAUAUCGAGAUACACCACAAGCAUAUAAAGAAGAAUGUGAAGAACCUAGGGCCUAUGGAAGAAGUCUGGCAUUUAAGGCAGAAAGUCCAUAUGGGACGUCCUGCUCAUUCGGCUACCAGUCACCGGGCUCUAACUACCAGUUGAUAUCAAGGAGAAGUCCUGGUUUUGGCAACAAGCGACCUUCCCCCAGUUCAGCAUACUCUGGUCGAGAUGUGGAUUUGUAUGGUGCCUACAGCAUUGCAAAGUCCCCAGGGCCAUACGGAUGUGACAAAAGAAACCGAUCCCCUGUAAGCCCAUACAGUUGGCGGAGAUCCCCAAGUUAUGGCCGUCAUAGCCCAUUUGAACAAGGAGAACUCUCUAGUCCUUAUAGGCCAAGUGGUUGUAGACGAGCAGGAAGUCCCUACCGAAAGUCUUCAAGUCCAAGCCCAGGGAAAAGUCGUCGAUGUGGCGAAUCUCGCAGCCGAAGCCCAUAUGCCUCAUCAUGUCAGUCACGUUCCCGAAGCCAUCGCCACCAUUCCCGUUCUCGCAGCCGACCCUCAAGCUUAUCUCCCAGCACACUGACAUUAAAGAGUACACUGGCAGCUGAGCUCAGCAAACAGAAGAAAGUUAAAGCUGCUGAAGUUGCAGCCAGAGUGAAGAACUCCUCAUCCGUCAAGUGUAACACAUCCACGGCCUCUGUGCUUCAAGACAGCCACACUUCAAACCAUGCUACUUUGAAAAAGACUCGACCAUUUUCACCCCUGCCGCAUCAGGAGAGAAUGUCAAGAUUCCAGGAUUCCAGUAUGUCUAGCCAAUAUAUACCUGUUGCUAAGAUCUUCAAGAGGACAUCAGAGGUCCCUCUUGCCAGAAGCAAAAGCAUAAAAACUGAGGAGGAUCCGCUCAUUCAAAAGGAGAAAAAUAAAGUCAUGGCUAGCCAGAGUAAAGAGCAGGAACCGGUUACCAGACCACCAGUAGGCACAAUGCCCUCUCUGCACUUGCCACCCUUCCUUUUGGAAAAUGUGGAUGGGGUGAAAAGAAUGAAGGAGUGCUUGCCGGCACACACAGGAAAACAGAAGCCAGAGAGGAAAGCGAGACACCUCCUUACUGACCUCCCACUUCCUCCAGCACUCCCUGAGGAUACUUCCACAUCUAGUCCAUCAGAAGACAAAAAGCCCAACAUUCUACGCAGGAGGCCAAAAAUAUGUGGCCCUCGGUUUGGAGAGAUUAAGGAGGCAGAAAUUGAUUGGGGCAAACGAUGUGUCGACAAGUUUGAAAUCAUUGGGAUCACUGGUGAGGGUACUUAUGGACAGGUGUAUAAGGCAAAGGACAAGGACACAGCUGAAAUGGUCGCGCUGAAGAAGGUUCGUUUAGACAAUGAGAAGGAAGGUUUUCCCAUUACUGCCAUCAGAGAAAUAAAGAUCCUUCGUCAACUAAACCACAAGAGUAUAAUCAACAUGAAGGAAAUUGUUACAGAUAAGGAGGAUGCUCUCGACUUUAAAAACGAUAAAGGGGCAUUUUAUUUAGUGUUUGAAUACAUGGACCAUGACCUUAUGGGGCUUCUGGAAUCUGGCUUGGUACACUUCAAUGAAAGUCAUAUCAAAUCCUUCAUGAGGCAACUUCUUGAAGGCCUUGACUACUGCCAUAAGAAGAACUUUUUGCACCGUGAUAUUAAGUGCUCAAAUAUCCUUCUCAAUAACAAGGGGCAGAUUAAACUGGCUGAUUUUGGUUUGGCCAGGCUCUACAACUCUGAAGAAAGCCGACCAUACACCAAUAAGGUGAUAACUCUCUGGUAUAGACCUCCAGAGCUUCUGCUUGGGGAGGAGCGAUACACACCAGCCAUUGAUGUAUGGAGUUGUGGAUGCAUACUUGGGGAAUUAUUCAUCAAGAAGCCCAUCUUUCAAGCCAACCAGGAGCUUGCACAAUUGGAACUCAUUAGUCGAAUAUGUGGCAGCCCUUGCCCAGCUGUGUGGCCAGAUGUCAUAAAGCUACCAUACUUCAACACGAUGAAGCCAAAGAAACAGUACCGUCGACGUCUGAGAGAAGAAUUUUCUUUUAUCUCUUCCACAGCACUAGACCUGUUUGAUCACAUGUUGGCCCUUGACCCCAGCAAGCGUUGCACAGCAGAACAGGCCCUAAGAAGUGAAUUUCUCAAAGAUGUAAACCCAGCCAAAAUGCCCCCUCCUGGUCUCCCUUUGUGGCAGGAUUGUCAUGAAUUGUGGAGCAAGAAGCGGCGGAGACAGAAGCAGAUACCAGAAGAGAUUGUUCCCAAGGCGCCACGAAAAGAACUGGGGUUGGAUGAUAGCCGCAGUAACACCCCACAGGGUCUCCCGGUACCUGUGGUACACAAAGGUGUGGCCUCCACUACCCUUCCAGAUCCUAAAGAUGUAAGCCCACAGCUGACACAAGAGCAGUUGGCGGUGUUGUUCAAUUUGCUUAAAUCCAAGAAUACUACAGGCACAGCAUCAGCCUCUGCUCAAUUUUGCCAUGCCAUUAGCUCGAAGAUGAACUUGGAAACUCUGCAGCAGUUGACCAGAGCUCCUCCUACAGGACUUGUUGAGCUUGACAACCUUAAUGAGACCCUUGCUCCACCUCUACCCGCCUCCCAUACUCCCAAAAUACCUCGUACUCCACCACUCCCUAGACCUCUGUCGCCCCUCCCUGUUAACAGUAAAAUUGAUGGGGGAGAGGCAUCAGAAGCAGCUGCCACACAGACAGCUGUAACUAUGCUUCUGGCUCAGCUGUUGAAGGUUCAGCAGCCUCAGCAACAGCCAGAGGGAGAAGGCCCAAACCCUAAUCCAGGAGGAGAGGGGGCUGACUUGCCAAAAGGAAGAGUCCCACUUGGGUCAGCAGUGAUAUCUUCUCUGUUGCCUCCAUCCGAAGUCAGACAGCCUACUAAGCCCAGCCCAGAGUCUCCAGUAUCUAUUGGAAGUGAGGUGCUGUCUUCUUCCAGAUCACAGGAGUCUUUGCCCAUCUUACCUCCAGACCAGAGACCUCCAGAGCCUCCUGAGCCACCCCCUCAUUGUGAAGAUCUGGACUAUCGACAAGGCUCUGAAAUCAAACAGUGUCACUUGCCCGAGUACCCUCCUCCUCUGGGUGUGGAGGGUCCUAGUUCUGAAGGUGAUUUCCUUGGGCCUGCCCACUUCCCCUCUUCCAGUUUUCCAGAUGGCUACCUAAGUCAUAUGAUGAGUGGGAAAAUACCAGUGCACACUCUAAGGGAUGCAUUUUGUGGCAUCCAUAAGCAAGAGCCAAUUGCUGCCGGUACGACAGUGCCCCAGAAUUCUUUACCAGGGGGAGUUACAGGAGUUGCAACAGUGGGGUCAGGGGGAGGUACUAAUAACAUAAACAGUAUGGUCUUCAGUGGUGAUAUAGACCACCGUUUUGAAUACAGUCAAAGCCCAGUACCGGUCAAUGGUUCCUCCAGCCUCCAACUUUACAACCACACCAUUUCAGGAAAGGAUGGUGCUCUGCCAUUUCCUCCUUCAACAGUGACAUCUCACCAUGGCCAAGCAUGGGAAUCACCCUCUCAGUCUGGAGCCCCACCUCUCCCCCAUGGAUUUGCCCCUCACAUGAGCACUGCAUCAUUGAGAGGACAGUGUCCUCCUUUCUGACUGCCAUUCUAAGCCCUUAUGCAAGGAAUAUGUUUACUGGAUUCUUAAUAAUAUUAAGAUACUGUUUGAAGAUAUUAUACUCCUCUGUAAUAGACAAACUCCCAGGGUAUCUUUUAUGGUGAGCUUUUCCUGCUCAUAAUUUUUGUGUGUGUCUGUAUAUGCUUGGUUUCAUCAUCAUUCAUAGUUUGAAAUUUAAAAGAACCUUUAUGGCUAAAGACUGCUUCACCAGCACUUCCAUAGGGACAACUGUGUUAAGACGUUUUGAACUACUGAAUAAAGCUGGAAGAAUCAUUGUAUGUAUGGGUUAGACAUUAAAUAAUAUUCAUUUUGAAGAUCUUUUUGAACACCUGGAGAUCAUCUAAUUUUUCAGUAGAGGAUUUAAAUUAGACUGUAUAGAGACCAGAAGCACUUGGCUGACUGAAUGUAUGGAAAUCUACUGAAUGAUGUUGAAAAUCAGGUGGUGUUGGUAACAACACCCACCAGCCCUUGUGUAGAUCUUUGAUAAAGUUGAAAAUUAUUUUUUAAGACAUUUAACCAAGCACAAAAAAAUGUGCAACCAAUGUCUUUUUAUACUUUUUCUCUGGCCAGAAUUUAUUAAAGAAAUGCCAACAAUAA
Alosa sapidissima (American shad) is the source of this 5546-nucleotide messenger RNA. It is a transcript of the gene cdk13, whose product is annotated as cyclin-dependent kinase 13. The transcript has 14 exons. Gene Ontology annotation, molecular function: cyclin binding; cyclin-dependent protein serine/threonine kinase activity; RNA polymerase II CTD heptapeptide repeat kinase activity. The record is from RefSeq and is a predicted model, not a curated record. Bases 651 to 4931 code for a protein of 1426 amino acids. Gene Ontology annotation, cellular component: nucleus; cyclin/CDK positive transcription elongation factor complex. NCBI's taxonomy places the organism in Eukaryota, Metazoa, Chordata, Actinopteri, Clupeiformes, Clupeidae. Gene Ontology annotation, biological process: positive regulation of transcription elongation by RNA polymerase II; transcription elongation by RNA polymerase II; protein phosphorylation.